UAUGAAGAAAUAMAACUCCGAGAGCAAUUCGUCAACAAAUGAGGGAAGGGGAGCACCAGAAGKAGGAUUGCGGUAUCUCUUUCGACACUUCUGAMGGGGACGCAUGGUAUCGGACCAUAGACAAGACCAGAAUGGCGGGAAUGAGGAAGCCCCRUCGACGUGGUGCCUACGGCAUUGGAUUGUCUACAUGGCURCCAUUGUUGAUCCUGGCCUUGUCGCUCAGCUCGAUUGUUUUUGUCGCCCGAUACACGGCGGAGAUUAUGGUGGAGACAAUCGAGACAKUGGCGAUCGAAGGUAUAGAUGGAUCUCGCGGUUUGUCGUCACGAGCAACAAUAUCCAAAGUAGGAAAGACGAUUAUCGAACAGAAGCAAUCACGUGGCAUUGGUACCAUURAUGCCAGGGCUUUUCUAAAUAUUAGGAGUGGAACGAAGUUGGAACAUAUUGCGGCAACAGAAAWAAAUUUGGAACACAAGCAACACUACCGAUACAAAUUAGGUCUGAUAAGAAUACUGGGAAAUGCGAUACCGCCAAAAGGAGAUGAACACCAGACCUUGCAGAACCUKGAGUUUUUGUUGGCAAAUGAACCCRCAUUCGAGUCCACCGUUGACAAGCACUGGAUUCUAAACAGAAUCGCCAGCGAUGACUUUCUGCGUCGAAUAUCAUGGCUACUGAAUCGAUACAACCAAACCUUCUCCGUUUUGCCCUUUCGCAUCGAAGAAUACGAAUCAAAGCCAUAUCGAUACGUCAAAGCCAGUAAAACCAUAGCACUCGGCAUAAACAACAAAAACAAUCAACAUCAUUUGGAUUUGAUUCGAAACCGAUCCUUUUGGGAAACCAAGGAAAACCACGAGGGGACGAGAGGGGAGACGGACCAAGAGAGGAACAAAUAUGUCGACGAGUUGUACGUUGACAAAAAGCGUUACGUCACGAACCAAAACAAUGCACGAAAUUUUGCCAUUGAGUGGUACAGUUCGAAAAAUGCCACGGUGGUUGUCGAUUACGUCCUGCCCUGGGACGGGGACUGCUUCCUGAGCGAAAAGGCACACGAGGCGCUGCACAACGACCUCGAGAAACACAACGACGAGCAGCAACAGCGGAUUCGAGCAGCGAGAGCCCUCRUCCGGAGCGAAGUUCGAGCAGAUGAUGACGAUGUCUCUUUGAUGAACAUCGGAGACGAUUUCAUCGACAGCGAGAUCAGAAAGUUCGUAAACCCUGAUAGCAUACACAGUGGCAAAUUGAACGCUCCAAUCAACUAUUUUUAUGCUCCCGUUUCGGAGCAACAASARAUCGGAGGCAACCACCAGGAAGGAGAGACCGAAUCYGUUUCCARCAUACACUUUAAACCCAUUCAGACGAAGGGUCAACUACCACAGAUUGUGCUUCAUCGAAACGCAAAAAAACGAUUCGAUCCCAACGGUACGAGCGAGGUCUCAGUGCUACAGAAGUUACAAAUUGAGGGACCCUGGAACGGAAACAUUAAAGACUACAUCAUCCCUCCCUAUGACUACAACUAUUAUCCACAUCUUUCUGAGGAACGUGGAGCAAGCGGAUUCCUACCAUACCCCGAACUCGGCCAUGGGUCUGGUGCUGUAGCUACACCGGCUGUGGGCUGGGCGACUCGAUCGGUAUCUGGGAAAUCCAAUCUAGGUGCGAAGAACGAUGCCUCUCUAAAAUAUGGAAUGGUCGCGUUUUACCAGGAGUUGGAUGCGCUGGCGGUGAGCAAAAUCCACUAUGCUAGCGAUGACAAACAACAAGAGGCAGMCAAUGCUUCGCCUUACAUGUUUUACAACCAAACCAUUUUGGAAAUGGAAGCGCGUGCCUGGGGAAAGGAGAACAACAACGCGAAAGAGAGUGASCAAUCUAUAUCAUCACUCAGCCGACUGGUUCAAAARCUGAUUGAGUCUGCGGAUCUAUCUCUGCAACACAAGCACGAGAACCUUACAAUCCGAGAUCGAAGGUCGCUAGAAGGAUUCCUAUCAAAUUUCACCGUUUUGGGAUUGGCGUACGAGCUCACUGGAAAGCGCACAUACGCCAAGAGAGCCGCGGAACUCAUCCAAAAARAWUUUGUGGAUCCAGAAACCCUAUGGUACCCAACACUGGGUGAAAAGAAACGGUUUAAUUUGAUAGGUGAUGGCGCUGACUCUCCACAAAGAGUCAAGUUCGGAAUUGCAGAUUUCAAGGAUGUUCGCAGCUUCAUCGAUGCGGUCCAAAUGGAGAGAAAAGCAGGAGCAUCACCCUACGACUCUUUUGAUUUGUUAGAUUUCAAGGACAUUUAUUUCUUCCUUGACGCCAUGAGAAUGGUCGAAAAAUCGGGAGAAUUGUCCGAAACGCAGCGGUCCGGUGUUCGAGAUUGGUUUCGAAUGUAUCUCGACCAACUGGUGUCCUCGGGAAAGGUUGCCUAUUACGAUGACGGUUAUCGUGGACUAUAUUAUGACAUUCAAUUGAUAUCCAUCGCAACCUUUGUCGGGAAUCAUMCAUUAGCAGUAAAAAGCGCACACGAGUCCGUCUCGAGAUUGAUCGGGGACAUCAACAAGUUGCAUGGCAUAGUUGAUGGUCGAUUAUCUCUAUCGUGCGAAGACAACCUCAUGUUUACAUUGGAGGGUUGGAUCGUCAUGGCACGCAUGCUGUCCAAGAUGGGCAUCGAGCUAUGGAAAAAGCUCCCAGUGAAACGGGAAUUCAACGUAUAUUCACAAAAGUCGAGAAAGCAGAUGAAAAAGGAAAAGUACCAACCGGUGCUGUGCCGGGCACCGGUGUUUGCUUUUCUUUUAUCGCAGGAUCCUGGGUCGUGUGCUGGUCGCAGCCCCUCGGAGUUUGGGCGGCACGGGGGAGACGAAUAUGAUAGGUGGCUACCGAUUCACGCGACCGUACAGCAAUGGGAUUGUCCGUCCCCAAAAAGGAACGAUGACGAACAAUAUGACACCAAUAGCCAUUAUGCCAUGGAGCCACUCUACGAUUUUUCUCCAGAGUAUAGCGGCUACCACUCGAUCGCUCCUUUUUGGAAUUUAGGGCUUGGCAUUGACAUCAGUUUUGAUUGAAUAGAGCCGUAAAAGCGUACAGGAAACACGAUAGAUAAAAAUUGCAACAAGUAUAUUAAGAAGUUAGAGCAUGCUUCGUUUCUGCAUGGUACAAGUGAUUCGAGGAAAAAACAAACAUGUAACAUGCAGGUAUAGGUAGAAUAUGAUUGAUGAUUUCCAUUUGUUGGUUUCGAAUGGUGCUAAAUAGUUGUAACAAUCUAACCUCUCGCAUAUAGACACUAUUAGAAUGAGUACAGUACAUACAGACUCAGUUGAAUAAACCGAAAGCUGUAUU
Pseudo-nitzschia multistriata is the source of this 3309-nucleotide messenger RNA. The record is from the annotation of a GenBank genome assembly. NCBI's taxonomy places the organism in Eukaryota, Bacillariophyta, Bacillariophyceae, Bacillariales, Bacillariaceae.